AUGGCAGCCCCCACGGAUAACAUGUCAGACGUCAGUGACGAAGAACUCAAUCUAUUCUCAUCGAAUUUUGAUCCUUUGCGAGCUUUGUACUCGACCAAUAUCCCUGUUCAGUUUCCAGACGUUCGAGUGUUUAACAAUGUCGCAGAAUACGAAAGCAAAAUGCAAGGAAAAGGGAGAGCUCGUCAAGAUCCACAUGUGUCAAUGUCCCAAAAUCCGCCGUCCCAGACAGCGAGUAGACCUAAAGCUCCAUCACACAAACCGUCUGCUCAGGGCAGACCGGUUCUACAGAUGCCUGACGCCAGUAUGCAUAGUGUAAGACGUAGGAUGCUAAGGAAUGUGUUGACACGAAUGGAUCAAAGCUUCAUCAGUGGGCCGCUGAGUAUCUUGCGGCGCUGUGUUCAGGAGAAGCUGCAGACAUACAUAUGGACUCGCAGUGCAUGCAGUGUUCGGGGGAUUCUCAGAGGAUAUGUUGUAGCUUUCGACAAACACUUUAAUUUGGCAAUGAUUGAUGUUGAUGAAGUCUACAGAAUUCCCAGUGUUUGCAGGAAGAAAAUGAAAAAGAUGAGAGAUGUAAAACAAGAUCGCCUGGCUCAAGAAAGAUCUGCAGAUGUAGAGAUGGAUGAAGCUGAUGCAAGAGCCACCCCUCGCAGUGAAGAUCAACGCAGACAUUUCGUAUCAGAGCGAUUAUCCUCCACACAGACAACUCGUCGCUCUACCUCAACAACUCAUACACACCAAACCUCAGGUCAGGUCUUGCAAUGUGAAACACCUCUGCCCCGUGAAGCAGCCUGGCUUGGACUGAGACCAGAAGAUGUUCAGUGGCGACAUGUGAAUCAAUUGUUCAUAAGGGGAGAUAAUGUGGUGUGUGUCAAUCUUGUCGGUACUUGAAGGAGAUAAAUCAGAUGACAACUGC
Molecule: messenger RNA, 913 nt
Organism: Haliotis rufescens (red abalone)
Lineage: Eukaryota; Metazoa; Mollusca; Gastropoda; Lepetellida; Haliotidae
Product: U7 snRNA-associated Sm-like protein LSm11
Exons: 4
Coding region: 1-888 (295 amino acids)
Biological process (GO): mRNA 3'-end processing by stem-loop binding and cleavage
Cellular component (GO): U7 snRNP
Molecular function (GO): U7 snRNA binding
Source: RefSeq, a predicted model, not a curated record